AUGUCAUCCCUUCUUUCCUGUAAGAGGUGUGUGGAUAAUAGUGAAGAGCAGAUGCUGCUGAUAGAAGAAAGGCCUGAUUUGAUUCAUUCUCUGGAUCCUGGGAGGUGUUGCAGCAGCAAGCAAGAUGGCUUAGCAAACUCUAAUUGCAGAAAGGAGGAGAGAGAAUGUCAAGCACCCCAAGAGAGUUUGGAUUAUUUACCUUCACACAGUAGAGUUUACAAGAAGUGGCUACAAGAGAAAACAUACAGAACUGACUGGGAUCGAUGGAUGUUGAUGGGGCUAAUUGGAAUAGGAGUAGGAAUGCUGGGAUUCCUGACACAUCAGAUAAUUGACUAUCUCAUCAAACUAAAAUGGGAACUGGUGAAAAAUUACCUCCAGAAUGGCAACUUCCACAUGACCUGGAUUUGCAUACUUGGGUCAGGACUGGCCAUGAUUGUUGUAUCUUCAGGGCUAGUGGUGUUCUUUUGCCCAGCAGGUGCACCAUAUGGGCUUCCAGAAGUCAUUGGGUUUCUGAAUGGUGCUUCUAUUCAACACAUUUUUAAUGUCAAGACUUUUUUGGGGACGUUUGUUUCUUGUGUGCUGGCUGUGGCUUCUGGGCUCUUCUGUGGACCGGAAGGCCCUAUGAUUCACUUGGGGGCAAUAAUAGGGUGUGGCCUGUCCCAGUUCAAGUCAGACACCCUCGGAAUUCAGCUGCCCUUCUUCACCAGGUUUUGGAAUUCAGCUGAUAAGAGGAAUUUCAUUACAGCUGGUGCAGGAGCAGGAAUAGCCUCGGUAUUCCGUGCUCCAGUGGGUGGACUCUUGUUCACAUUGGAAGAGGUGGCCUCUUUCUGGGAUAUCAGACUGGCCUGGCAAACUUUCUUCUGCUGCUUGAUGGCUGCCUUCACUACGGAUUUACUCUCUUCAUCUCUUUCUGGGUUUGUUUACAGAGGUCAUUUUGGAUUUUUCAAAGCAGAGAAAAGAAUUUUAUUUUGGGUUAAAAACUUGCUGGAUAUGAGUGUCUUGGCCUUCGUUCCAACCAUUUUCCUUGGAAUACUUGGAGGACUUUUCGGCGCUCUCUUUGUUUCCCUAAAUAUAAAGAUUAAUAAAUUACGUGAGCGUUUCUUUAGCUCAAUUAAAAAAACAUCCCUCAGAAAAACAAGCAAGCUCUUGGAAUCUGUGCUGGUUCUUGGGUGUACCAUCACUGUUACAGUCUACUUGCCAUAUUUCUUUUCUUGCACUCCAGUCAUGAGUCUGAGAACUUUGCAGCUGAAGAACAGUUCAGAAAUCAUAAACCCAUUUGAGAGAGAAAUUUCAGAAUAUAAUUGUCCAUCAGGCACAGCGUGGAUAGGACCAGAUGGAGUCAAAUAUUCCAAUCAAACCUUUAAUGAAGCAGCUGCACUCUUAGCUGAGAAUGGUAAGCAAGGAAUCAUGUACUUGUUCAGACGUGGGACUCAUGAAGAAUUUGGAUAUACCUCUCUCAUUACAGCUCUGGCAUUUUAUUUCCUUCUCUCUUGCUGGACUGCGGGCUCUGCUGUUGCUAGUGGCCUGGUUAUACCCAUGCUGUACACAGGAGCUUUAUAUGGCAGGAUAGUUGGCCUGAUUCUUGUGUCCAUUUUUGGUGUUCAAACCAAUGAACAAGGGGCGUGGAUUGAUCCGGGACUCUUUGCUGCUGUUGGCGCUGCUUCUUUUUUCAGCGGUGUGUCAAGACUAACCAUCUCCCUCACAGUUAUCAUGGUAGAGAUCACGAACGAUGUACAGUCCUUGCUACUUGUGAUGCUGGCUGUCAUGGUGGCCAAGAUGAUCGGUGACUGGUUUAACAUGUCCCUGUAUAGUUCCUUACUGAAGUUGAAAGGCAUUCCCUACUUAGACUCUGAACCUCUUGCUAGCCACAGGAAAAAACGGUUAAACCUGGAAUUGUUUUUUGCCAGAGAUGUCAUGGAGCCUUGUGUUAGAGUCCUGCACUUAAGGGAAAACAUUGCCUCACUGGCUCAGCUUAUUGCUAGCACCAGCCAUGGUGGAUUCCCAGUGGUUUACAAACCCAAGCCGGACCAAGCAGAGGUGUUCCUAGGAACUAUUACAAGGUUAGAACUAUGCAUGCUGCUGCAACAUGAAGCCAUCUUUGAAACAGAAACUAACCAUGGUUCUCUUUCCUGCUGUCCUCUUCUCCUCUACCAGAAGAUAACAGUGGAGAAGUUGCCUGAUCCACCACAGAUGACCAUGCUGCUGAAUCGCUACAGUACAGAUCCUCAGUAUCAGCAACUCUUCAUCAAUCUGGAGCCGUACAUAAACAAAUCAGCGGUGUCAGUUCAGGCUCAUUUCUCUCUGCAACGCACAUACAUCAUCUUUCGGACCUUGGGCCUUCGCCACCUGACAGUUGUUGACCUACAGAACCGAGUUGUUGGAAUAAUAACCAGGAAAGAUCUGAUGUCUUUCCAGCUGGAGAAGAGGCUGGCACAUCAGCUGGCAUCGCAGAAACGUGACUCAGAUGAGCAGCCCUUAGAUUAGGAAAAGAGAACAGAACUGUGAAUGUUUUAUUUCUUAAGAUUUGUCACUUUAAUUUUUUUUUUAAUAAGCCUGCAUUCUUCUUAGGUAAGGGAAAAAAUGGAUAUGACUGUGCUGUUAGAUUCCUUUAGAGCAGGGAAGUUCAAAAGGCAUCCUCCUUGGGCCCUUAAAUGUAUCCUACCACUAGCUCCCUCGAACCAUAGGAUGAUGGCAAAGUUCAUUGACUGCAGAUUUGACAGGGCACUGGGUUAGAUGGACCAUUGGUCUGACCCAGUAUGGCUGUUCUUAUGUAUGUUCUGAUAUUUUUAAGGCUUGUGAACUAAAUCAGAAUUUUUCUACUCAUCUACCAUGGAAGGCAUAAGUACAAGUAGAUACGAAGGUUGAGGUUAAAAUGUCCCAAAGCGUCUAUUUUCAAAAGUGACAUAGUC
Messenger RNA from Gopherus evgoodei (Goodes thornscrub tortoise), 2909 nucleotides. RefSeq names its product chloride channel protein C-like. The record is from RefSeq and is a predicted model, not a curated record. Gene Ontology annotation, cellular component: intracellular membrane-bounded organelle; membrane. Gene Ontology annotation, biological process: chloride transport; transmembrane transport. Gene Ontology annotation, molecular function: voltage-gated chloride channel activity. The coding region runs from base 1 to 2484 and encodes 827 amino acids. The transcript is spliced from 16 exons. Lineage: Eukaryota; Metazoa; Chordata; Testudines; Testudinidae.